GCCCGCCCGCCCCCCAUGAGCGCGAAGGCCAUUUUCGGUGCCCUGGAGAUGCUCUUCUCGCGGCACCGGCGAUUCCUCAACCGGGUGGCCGACAAGGGCCUCCGCGCGCUCGGCCCCAUGUUGGUCACCUUCGCCAUCGGCCUGCUGGGGACGGUGACGAUCUUCUACUUUGUUUUUGUCGUCCGGCUGCGGUACUUCUUUGCCCUCGGGCCGGAUGGGACCCCCCUGGUGCCGGACUACUCGCGCGGGGGGAUGCCCCUGCCCGAGAUGACCCCCGGCCGGACGGUGGGUCUCCUGCUGGACCUGGCCGUGGCCGUGUGGAUCUGUGCCUGCAUGUGGUUCAACUUCUACAUGGCCAUCAUGGCCAAGAGCUAUGUCCCGAUGCACCGGCAGGAGGCCCUGGCCGACAUGCUGAUGAGCGACCUCUCGGCCCCCGCGCCGGAGGACCUCGGCCCCGCCGAGGGCAGCCUCGGGGACAACCCGGCCGAGCCCUUCCUCCAGGCCGGGCGCCGGGCUGGGCCCGGGUCGCGCGACCACUGCCGGCGCUGUGACCAGGCCCGGCCGCCGCGGUCGCACCACUGCAGCAUUUGUGACCGGUGCGUGCCGAGAGGCCUGCUCCCUUUUUGUCUGUGUCCCUCGGCCCUUCCGGCGGUCUGCCUCUCUGCCCCUCCGUCUCCCUGCCUCUCCGUCUGUCCGCGUCUCGGUGUGCCGCUGCCUGACCCGCCUGCCAUCUCCGUGCCUCGAUCAACAGCUGCGUUCACCGCAUGGACCACCACUGUCCCUGGAUUGCCACCUGUGUCGGAGCCAACAACCACCGGUACUUUGUCCUGUUCCUGGCCUACCUGACGCUGGCCUGCGCAUACUUCUCCUACAAGUGCCUUCCCUUCAUCCUGUCGCACUACUUCGACCGGCCGUACCACGGCUUCGACCCGGCCAUCUUCAGCUCCCCCUGGACGUCCUUCUUCCUGAACCUGUCCUUCUUCCUGGCGCUGAUCAUUUUCUUCCCGACGCUGGCCCUUCUCUUCUGGAAUUUGUACCUGGCCUCCAUGGGCAAGUCCCAGCUGGAGUACCACGGGAACUGGCGCAUUGGCAUGACGGAUCUGAUGGCCGUCGCCCCCAACAGCCCAGACACGGUGGACCCCUGCGAGGAGAAUCCCUUUGACGUGGGGUUCUUCAACAAUCUGCGCGUUUUCUUCCGUCUGACGAGCCGGCGGCGGUAUCUGGAGCUCCUCCUUCCGGUGCCGGUCCCCCCGCUGGAUUAUGGAGAGGGCUGGUCCUACCCAAAUCGGCGGAACUUCCAGCAAAAGCUGGACGAGGCGCAAUGAUGUGCACGCCUCUGUCCCCCAUCCACAAAGCUCCGUGUGGGGUAGAACAGGGGAAUACACACUGGGGCAAA
Molecule: messenger RNA, 1396 nt
Organism: Fonticula alba
Lineage: Eukaryota; Rotosphaerida; Fonticulaceae
Exons: 4
Coding region: 16-846 (276 amino acids)
Biological process (GO): peptidyl-L-cysteine S-palmitoylation; protein targeting to membrane
Cellular component (GO): Golgi apparatus; endoplasmic reticulum
Molecular function (GO): protein-cysteine S-palmitoyltransferase activity
Source: RefSeq, a predicted model, not a curated record